AUGGACCAGCAUUCCUGGUGUCCGGCUGAGUCCGUGGAAGCUCUGGAUGGGUCAGGGGCCAGGGACGGGGCCAGACUUGGUUAUAGUGGGUCCCAUGAGGUCCCUCCACCUCUGGAGGGCGGGGUUGUGUCACGGAAUAAUAUCUGUAGUGCACUUGCAGCCAUUGGAGGGAUGCUCUUCUGUCUCAUGGAGCUCUUGGGCAAACGGUGGAUUCUGUUGAUGUUUGCCUUCUUUGCUGCAAAAACUGAAGCCUGUGGGGAUUAUGGAGAUGGAAUGGAAGUGGCAGAAUGUACACAAGGAUUCCCCUCUCUUUUUCACAUUGACCAAGUGCUGGGAAACACUUACUUGAGCACAGUAUCCUCCAGACAGGUAUUGGUCCCUGACAUGAACUUCACCUGCAGUGGAACAAUCACCAGGUGGAUAUUUGGUGCUAAUUGGAGGGGGCUCUCCCCAGCCUUCGUGGAGUUCCAGAUCUGGAGGAAGGUGUCCUCCACUGGCUCAACGUACAUAAAGAUAGCUGGAACCGCCAUCAAUGUUGGUAGUAGUAACAGCAGUGGUGUGUAUGAGUACCAACUGGACAUCCCACUAGCAUUCCAGGAAGGAGACAUCUUUGGUUACUUCCAGCCUAUAUCAAAUCGCACUGAGCUUCAAUUGUACCUGGAGAACUCCAACAAAAUUACUACCUACCAACAAAUUCCAUCAGACUGUGGAUGUGGGUUCAUGUCAGUAAAGAGAGUGCGUUCUUUGUUGUCUAGUAGUGGCAGGGGUUAUUCAGAUGAUAUUUUCAGACGUCGAUCUAGUGUUCUCUUUCCGAGUCUAAACUUCACAUGCAGAGUAAAUAUUUCAAAAUGGACAGUUGCAGCACAAUAUUAUCAUAGAGAUGAUCCAGAUGAUGGGUAUAUUGAACUACACCUGUGGAGAAAGUUGGGAAAUUUGAGUAGUACUCUCUACAAGAAAGUCAACAACACUGUGACAGUGAUGUCUGUGUUAUCAAGGACGAAAAGGGAAGAUAUUUACGAGUUUACUCCGACUACUACUGUGGUUGCUGAGCCAGGAGACAUUGUGGGUCUCUUUAUUAGUUACUCGUUUAGGCCUUUGUCUGAGAAGAAUAAUGACAUACUAUUUUAUUGGAGCAGAGAAACCCAAGAUGAGUAUUUUGACAUACUUGAUAGCGUAAGGGGAUACGGCAGUCCACUGAUCACUAUUGAAGCCUUUUGGUUAAAUUUGAGGAAACCGGUGUUUAGCUGCUCCGGUGAGGCUUACUUCUCCUUCAAUAUCACCUCGUACAAAACAAGCAACAGAAGAAUCAUCAUUCACAGCCUCACACCAUCCUCCACACCAGAGAGCAAACAGUCUAUGGCUAGUAACUACGGAACAUCUCUCAUUGCUGGUUCAGCCGCCAGUGUCCUUGUCCUUGCAAUUGCCAUCAUAGUACUUAUCACUGUAUGUGUUUGUUGGAGGAAAAGUCACCUGACCAAAAAAACAAGAGCGCUGCCAGAAGGUACCGAAGAUAACAUGGAGACAGAACAUGAUUAUAUUCAGAAAGACAACAUGUAUGCAUAUGCUGCUCAACCAACUCUGUGCAGUGCAACUGAACAAAAUGUAGCCUACAAUGCUCACUCCUUUGACGACACUACUGAACUCGGGAAAAACGAUGUCAGUUCAAAGAAAGACUGUGAUGGAUGUGCGUAUGAAGAAAACUAUGACAAUGUAGUGCCAGUGAGAGGAGGAGAAUAUGAACCAGUGGCACCAAACACAGCAUAUGCCUCAACACACCAGAAGAGGAAAGGAACCAAUACGUAAACGUCUUCAAAAACUAACAGUUUCUGCAUGGUGUGUUAGAUUCGUUCGUUGGUGAAUGUCAUAGAAUUUGCAUUAUAGGCUGCUAUGAAUAUUGACAGUGCCAGUUAAAACGUAUGUGAACACACGUGUGCAAUUGUUUAUGGUGUUAUACAGAAUUU
Geodia barretti is the source of this 1961-nucleotide messenger RNA. Lineage: Eukaryota; Metazoa; Porifera; Demospongiae; Tetractinellida; Geodiidae. The record is from the annotation of a GenBank genome assembly.